Messenger RNA from Drosophila persimilis, 1395 nucleotides. It is a transcript of the gene Snap25, whose product is annotated as synaptosomal-associated protein 25. The transcript has 8 exons. The coding region runs from base 61 to 702 and encodes 213 amino acids. Lineage: Eukaryota; Metazoa; Arthropoda; Insecta; Diptera; Drosophilidae. The record is from RefSeq and is a predicted model, not a curated record. Gene Ontology annotation, cellular component: SNARE complex; plasma membrane. Gene Ontology annotation, molecular function: SNAP receptor activity; syntaxin binding. Gene Ontology annotation, biological process: synaptic vesicle fusion to presynaptic active zone membrane; exocytosis; synaptic vesicle priming.
GGAGAAAGGAGUGUUUAUUUAAUACUAAAUUAUAUCUGUGAAAUCUAUUAAAAACUCAGAAUGCCUGCGGAUCCUUCCGAAGAAGUUGCCGGACCUCAGGUCCCCAAAACAGAGCUGGAGGAGCUGCAGAUUGCAGCACAAGGAGUAGCUGAUGAGUCACUGGAAAGUACGCGGCGAAUGCUUGCUCUCUGCGAAGAGAGCAAGGAAGCAGGAAUACGUACACUUGUAGCCCUUGAUGAUCAAGGAGAACAACUGGACCGCAUUGAAGAAGGAAUGGAUCAAAUUAAUGCGGAUAUGAGAGAAGCAGAAAAAAAUUUGAGCGGAAUGGAGAAGUGCUGCGGUAUUUGUGUGCUACCGUGCAAUAAGAGCCAGUCUUUUAAAGAGGACGAUGGAACUUGGAAAGGAAAUGAUGAUGGAAAAGUUGUAAACAAUCAACCUCAAAGAGUUAUGGAUGACAGAAAUGGAAUGAUGGCACAAGCAGGAUAUAUUGGCAGAAUUACAAAUGAUGCGAGGGAGGAUGAAAUGGAAGAAAAUAUGGGACAGGUUAAUACAAUGAUUGGAAACCUCCGUAACAUGGCUCUUGAUAUGGGUUCUGAGCUAGAAAAUCAAAAUAACCAAGUUGACAGAAUUAAUCGCAAGGGGGAAUCUAAUGAAGCCAGAAUAGCUGUAGCUAACCAAAGAGCCCAUCAGCUUCUAAAAUAAAGAGAUUCUAAGACGACGUGUACAUACAUUCAUAGCCUCUUCAAUACAUGUUCAUUUUUAUCUUAAUUUUCGGUUACCUACUCAGUGCUCCAAUAGUGGUAAUCUAAUUGUCACGAGACUUAAUAUUGGCCUAAUACGAAUAUAUUUGAAAAAAGGUAGAGUUAAUUAUAUAAUAAUUAAAUUCAUAUUUUGUGCUAUGUUUUUAAUACAUAAGAAAGAAUAUCUGUAAAUAUUAUAUCCGAAACAUCCGAAAAUGCUUAACCAACUUUAAACAAAAUCUGUAAUUUUUUCGUUAUGAAAAUAUGUUUUAUUUUCCAAUUUUAACUUAAUUUAAAAUAAUAUUUUAAUAAUUCAAAAUAGAACAAGUCGAUUAUCUAUAGCGUUGGAUACAUUUGAAAAAGCAAAAACCAGAUCAACCACCCUGAAAAUCUGGCAAAUACCUUAUUCGUACAUAAUGUUCAUACCUUAAAAUUUUGCGAAAACGUGAAGAUCUAUACAAUUAUCAAUAAAAUAAAGCAAUUAUUAAUAGAGAUUUUAGUAACAUUUUUUGCUCACUUUAAAAUGUUAUUAAGAUCUUUUAUAUAAAUGUGCCAUUAUUUAUAUUUUAUGACUUUUAAUGUAUUUAAAAUUGUAUAUGAAAUAAAUUAUUGUUCUAAGAUGCGAAACUCAAUUAAUAAAUGAUUUUAUCCUGAA